Molecule: messenger RNA, 4091 nt
Organism: Drosophila grimshawi
Lineage: Eukaryota; Metazoa; Arthropoda; Insecta; Diptera; Drosophilidae
Gene: Sirt1
Product: NAD-dependent histone deacetylase sirtuin-1
Exons: 3
Coding region: 472-3177 (901 amino acids)
Molecular function (GO): NAD+ binding
Source: RefSeq, a predicted model, not a curated record
CGAUUCACGUCUCCGAAGAUAACACAUUGGGCGUGGUGAAAUUUAAUUAUUAAUUCCAACGUUUGCUUUGGGCACACUGGACUGCUUGCACGUCACAUCAUCGGAAAAUUUUCCAGAGAUUACGUACAAAUUUUACGAAAAUUUUUAAUUGAAAAUUAUUUUUUAAAAUUUCAAAAUUUUUAUUUAACUGCAUAUAUGCGGAAAAACAGUGACUUUAUUAAAAAAGUGGUCUAAUUAACGCCUGGUCAGACUUUUUACGCAAGCAAAAUGCAUGCAAAGUAGAGACGUAAAAAUUUUGUGUGUGUACCAACGAAAGAGCGGAGAAAACGGAACGCGUGAAAGCAAAAAGAAGAAAUCGUAUAACCACCGAGUGUGUGUGUGUGCGUGUAUUGCUCUGUGAGAGAGAGUACGUGCGUGUGUGUAAGAAGCAGACAAAGCAAAACAGGCGAAAACUGUGUUGCGCCUGGAAAAAUGAUGGAAAACUACGAGGAUAUGAAUAUUCGGCUCGGCCACAUCAAUGCCAAAGAGCUUGCCGAUAUCCAUGAAAUUCAAAUACAACACAGUCGAAGCAAUGAAAUCAUUACAUUUGACAGCUCACAAGCCAAUUUUGAUUUUGGCGCUGAAAUUUUGACAACACAAACAGCAACAUUAGCAACAACAGCAACAGUAGAAGUAGCAACAACAGCAACAACAUCAGCGGCAGCAGCAACAGCAACAAGCGAAACUCAACCAAAAGAAAAUGGUGAAAUCAAAACAAUAACAUUGCCUCAAAUGGGAGAGCAACAAAUUGGCGCCAAUCAAAUUACCAAAAAUCAAACAGUUCAAUCGGAGCAAAAUGCACAGCAAAUGAUUAAUCUGGAAAUCUCCGAUGAUGAUGAUGAUGGGGACGAUGACGAGAAUGAUGAUUACAAAUCGAGCUGGGCCAACAGCGAUGAUGAUGACGAUGAUUCGUCGAGUUCGGAUUGCUCGUCGACGGUGGGUCGGAAUGAUUGGAAGUUGCGUUGGUUGCAACGUGAGUUUUACACGGGUCGCGUGCCCCGACAGGUGAUUGCCAGCAUAAUGCCGCACUUUGCCACCGGACUAAAUACGGAAACGGACGACUCGGUGUUGUGGGAAUAUUUGGCGCAUCUGCUUAACGAGCCGAAGCGUCGCACAAAGCUGAGCAACGUUAACACCUUUGACGAUGUCAUCGAGCUGGUGCACAAAUCGGAGAAUAUAAUUGUACUAACCGGCGCUGGUGUGUCUGUCUCAUGUGGCAUACCCGAUUUUCGAUCAACGAACGGCAUCUAUGCACGGCUGGCGCAUGAUUUUCCGGAUCUACCCGAUCCGCAGGCCAUGUUCGACAUCAACUAUUUCAAGCGUGAUCCGCGACCCUUUUACAAAUUCGCACGAGAAAUUUAUCCGGGCGAAUUUAAGCCGUCGCCAUGCCAUCGCUUCAUCAAGAUGCUGGAGACGAAGGGCAAACUGUUGCGUAACUACACUCAGAACAUUGACACACUGGAGCGUGUCGCAGGCAUACAGCGGGUAAUUGAAUGCCAUGGCUCCUUUUCGACGGCCUCGUGCACCAAGUGCAAGUUUAAGUGCAAUGCGGAUGCUUUGCGCGCCGACAUCUUUGCCCAGCGCAUACCCGUUUGCCCCCAAUGCCAGCCGAAUGUGGAGCACAGUGUGGAUGCCUCUGUUGCCGUCACAGAAGAGCAACUCAAGCAGCUCGUCGAGAACGGCAUCAUGAAGCCCGACAUUGUCUUCUUUGGCGAAGGCUUGCCGGAUGAGUAUCACACCGUAAUGGCCACGGACAAGGACAAGUGUGAUUUGUUGAUUGUGAUUGGGUCCUCGCUGAAGGUGCGUCCCGUCGCCCACAUUCCCAGCAGCAUACCCGGAUCGGUGCCGCAGAUUCUGAUCAAUCGCGAGCAGCUGCAUCAUCUCAAAUUUGAUGUUGAACUCUUGGGCGAUUCGGAUGUGAUUAUCAAUCAGAUCUGUCAGCGUUUAUCGGGUAGUGGCUCUGACUCUGGUUAUAAUGACAAUGAUUGGAAGCAGCUGUGCUGUGACAAUGCUGUGCUACACGAAACCAAGGAUCUGUUGCCGCCCACUGAGCAUCACUAUCACCAUCAUCAUCAUCACCAUCAUCGGCAUCGCAGCUCCGACAGCGAACAGCAAUCCCAACUGGACACAGACACACAAUCGUUGAAAUCAAAUGGCUCGGCUGAUUAUAUGCUCGGCUCGUCGGCCGGCACUUGCUCUGACAGUGGCUUUGAAUCGUCCACAUUCACUGCGGUGCAUCCCGGCAAGCGCAACCAGCAGGAGCAGGAACCCCAAGCAACCACCAGCAGUAACAGCAGCAGCACCAACAGCAGCAAUAAUGACGCCGAUCGUGCCGCCAUUGAGCGCAUCAAGAGCGACAUUCUUAUUGAGUUAAAUGAGACGGAAUUGAGCUGCGAUCGACUCGCUGCUGCUCCAACGGCAACUGGCCCGUCGUCCAGUUAUCGUCAUCUCUCCAUUGACUCCUCCAAGGACAGCGGCAUUGAACAAUGCGAACAGUUCUCCAAUACCAACAAUGACAACACCAAUCGCGGCUAUGCCAGCAAUCUGGAUCCCAAUAUUACUUCAAAUGUUGUCGUCGAGACAAAGACAGCGGCACCAAGUUUAACACCAACGCCGCCGCAGGCCAAGCGACAGACGACAGCCGAUCGCUUGCAGCCGGGCACCUUCUAUUGUCACAACAACAGUUGCUCGUAUGUCUUUCCCGGCGCACAAGUCUUCUGGAGCAAUGACUUCAGUGAUGAUGACGAUGACGACGAUGAUGAUGAGGAACUGGGCAGCGGGCAAGAUCUCUUUGGCAAUGUGGUGGCCAGCGAUGAGGAGGCUUGCGAUUUGAAUGCCGUGCCACUUUCGCCGCUGCUGCCGCCCGCCUUGGAGGCGCACAUUGUUACGGAAAUCACCAGCGGUGGCCCCGCUGGAUUGGACAUGACACCACUAGCAACAACCACUGGAAGCGACAGCAGUCCCAGCAAAAAACGACGCAGUACAGCUGAUGUUGAACAGCAGGCAAUGCCAGCGAUUGAAUCUGAAACACCACCCAUUAAAAAGAGACGACCCAGCGUUGUUGCAACAACAGCAACAACACAAACAACAUCAACAACAGCCACAACUGCAGCUCCAGCUGCAUUGGCAACUGUGUAAACUGUGUUUAACUAAUUGCCCGGCUAGUUAAGAUAUAAUAUUUAUUUCCAAUAUGUCUUUUAAGUCAAUUCAAUUGGACUCGAGAGCCAGAUAAAAACGAAAAGAAACAAAAAACUAAAAACUAUGCAUGUCUAGAGAAGCUCAACACAAACUUUAAUUGAGGCUUUUUUCUUGUUCAUCUUCUUCGUCUUCAACGCGCACUAUUAGAAAAAGCCGAAGUUGUGUAGUUUUCUUUUAGUAGUAAGAUCACUUUUAAUCUAAGUCGCCCCUUCUCCUUUUGAUAUUUUUAUUGCAAAUUUAGUUUAUAUUUAUUCUCUUCUACAUAAUUGUAAAAUGUUAGUAUUUUGUAACUUGUCAAGUUGUUAAGUUGAGGCCUUUUAGUAAAUCCACUGAAAAAAGAACUAGAGUGCAAAAGUGCAUAAUGUUGCCUCAACACACAUUCGAUUUAAGCUAAAACAUUGAAAAGGGAUUAAAACGAAAUAAUACCAAUUUUUUGUAGAAUCUAAGACCUGGACAUAACCUCCUGUAUAUAGGCAUCUUUGUAAAUGUACUCUUUUUCUAUUGUUUCCUUAUCUUAACAUUUGGUUAUGGCAGCUUUAUAAAUAAAUAUCCAAGCCUAAAUAAUAUUUACACUUCACACACACAACAGCACACACACCCGCCCAUUCACACACACUCAUACACAGAUUAACUUGCUCCCAAAUAUGUUAUUCGAAUGCGAGCUAAAAUGUUUAAUCAAAAAUUUAGCAUAAUUAUCAAAUACAUAUAUAUCAAAUAUAUAUAUGUAUGCCACCAAACUCUAUGUGUAAAUUAGAUUUUAAGCACUAGCUGUAAUAUUCCAAUAUAAAAUGUAUUAAUAUCCAAAAACAAAAAAAAAUUAUAAUAAUAAUAAACCAAUUUAUUGAAAGUUGUUG